CAACCACUCCGGGGGGGUGUUGCUGAGGUGGUGAGCCCCCACGCUUCAGCAAGAGAACAAAAAAAAAUGAAAAUAAAAUCGUCGUGUGGGUGGUGAGGCCCCCCCCGAUUAUUGGGGGGGGGGGGGUGUUUCUCUGUCCCUGGAGAUGUUCAGCUCUCGCCCCGACACGGCUCUGAGCAAAGCGAAGGUGUCGGCUCUGCCUUGAGCAUGGCGGGGGGGUGGUCUGGAGGUGCCCUCCGGGUCGAGUUAUUCCCAGAUUUCCCGCUGCUGUGAUAAAUCCACCCCUUAAUUGUCCCAAAUGCUCUUUCUGCGGGCAGUAGGCGAGGGGAUGGAGCGAUGGGAAGGCGAACCCCAAGCAAAGGAGGAGCCGGAGGCCCCGGGAGACCCUCGCAGAGCAGGACAUGGGACGGAGAGUGAGAAUGAGAAGAGCCUCCAGCAGGAACGUCCCGAAAUGAGCAGCUCAUCAUCCGUAAACUCAGAAGGAAAUUUUUCUGGGAGUUUUCAGCAGAGAAAAUUGGGUGUAAAUGCCCAUGGGCUGCAAGGAUACCCAGCAAAGGACGCGAGCACCUCUGUGCAUCAUGAAGGAAACUGCAAAGUCCUGAAGGAACCCACCGCCCCAUACAGAGCCGUCACCCGAGAAAAGAAAUAUAUAUGCACCGAGUGCGGGAAAAGGUUCAGGCAGAGCUCAAACCUCAUUGUGCACCGAAGGACACACACCGGAGAAAAGCCGUACAAAUGCUGCGGGUGCGAGAAGUUCUUCAGUGACAGAUCGAACCUUGCGAAGCAUCAGCGGCUGCACACCGAGAAAAAGCCCCUGAGGUGCCGCGAGUGCAAGAAAAACUCCGGGAACGACCUGGAUUUCCUCGAGCAUCAGCAAACGCAGGUGGGGGACAGAGCGUUUAGAUGCUGCCAGUGUGGGAAAAGGUUCGGGCAGGGCGGGAAGCUCGCUCUGCACCAGGAAUUGCACGCGAGGGAAAAAGUCUACAAGUGCCCCAGGUGCGAGAAACGGUUCAAAGACCCGUCCACGCUCAUCAGGCACGAGACGCUGCACACGGGCGAGAAGCCCUACAAGUGUCACGAGUGCGAGAAGAGAUUCACCCGCAAAUCGGACCUUACGGUCCAUCAGAGAAUCCACACUGGGGAGAAACCCUUCGCUUGCUCCGAGUGCGGGAAAACCUUCAACCAUCGGUCGAACCUUUUUACCCAUCAGAGGCGGCACACGGGCGAGAAGCCUUUCCCGUGCCAAGAGUGUGGGAAGAACUUUGGCCACAGGGCAGAUCUAGUUGUCCACCUAAGGACCCACAGCGGCGAAAAGCCCUACCACUGCUCCGAGUGCGGGAAAUACUUCAAGGGUCGUUCCACGCUCAUCAGACACGAGAGGUUGCACACGGGGGAGAGACCCUAUCAGUGUCCCGAGUGCGGGAAAAGCUUUGGGCUGAGCGGGGACCUUGUUGCCCACCAGCGUUUCCAUACAGGGGAAAAACCCUACAAGUGCCCCGAGUGCGGGAAGGUCUUCAGCAACAGCUCCAGCCUCAUUAGGCAUCAACGACAGCACGCGGGAGAGAAGCCCUACAAGUGCCACGAGUGCGGGAAGAGCUUCGGGCAGAGCACGGACCUCAUCGCGCACCAGCGAACCCACACCGGGGAGAAGCCCUACCUGUGCCUGGCAUGCGGGAAGAGGUUCGGUAGGAAAUCCAACCUUAUGGUGCACCAGCGAGUGCACAGCGCGGACGGGCUCCGCAAACGCCGGCAGCGUGGGAAAAGCUUCGCGGAGAACACGGCUCUUUCAGUCCGUCACGACAUCUUGAUGGAGGACAACGCUGCCCCAUGCUCAGCCCCGCUGAGCAUCAGCAGUGACACGGAGGAGAAAAAACAUUGAAUUCCUGGGGAAAAAAAAGAGACAGGAUGGAGAAAAAGCUCAAGGCCUUCCUCACUCUAGAAGAAAAAGCAAAGAAAACAGCCACUGGCGUAUGGAAAGUGCAGGAUCUUUGUGUUCCACAUUGGAGUCAGUGGGGGGCGGGAGGGGGAGGGAAAUACCUGUAUAUAUGUUUUAGAGUAAAA
This is a messenger RNA of Aquila chrysaetos chrysaetos, 2061 nucleotides long. Its product is annotated as zinc finger protein OZF-like. NCBI's taxonomy places the organism in Eukaryota, Metazoa, Chordata, Aves, Accipitriformes, Accipitridae. Gene Ontology annotation, cellular component: nucleus. Gene Ontology annotation, molecular function: DNA-binding transcription factor activity, RNA polymerase II-specific; RNA polymerase II cis-regulatory region sequence-specific DNA binding. The transcript has 3 exons. Gene Ontology annotation, biological process: regulation of transcription by RNA polymerase II. The record is from RefSeq and is a predicted model, not a curated record. The coding region runs from base 299 to 1879 and encodes 526 amino acids.